Pieris macdunnoughi is the source of this 270-nucleotide messenger RNA. Lineage: Eukaryota; Metazoa; Arthropoda; Insecta; Lepidoptera; Pieridae. The record is from the annotation of a GenBank genome assembly.
AUGGCUGGACGGAAAGGGAUUAGACAAGCAAGAGUCAGAUCUUUGUGGAGAACGCUCGAGCGGUGUCUGGGAGUACGGUGUCGAUGUGAGCCGUGCGAGCGGUCGGAGCGUGGGGCGAGGGGCACGGGGCGGGAGGGGUUAGGCGGUCGGCACUGGGCGGGGCCGCCCCUCUCGGCGCCGGCGCGCGCCCGCCGCGACCGCCUCACGCCAGUCCGCUCCGUGCUGCCGUCGAGCACGCACGCGCAUGUCGCUCGUUGUUGUUUUUGGUGA